ACACACACACACACACACACACACACACACACACACACACACACACACACACACACACACACACACACACACACACACACACACACACACACACACACACACACACACACACACACACACACACACACUCCCCUCCCUCACACUCUUCCACACACGCAAACUCCCUCACUUCCAACCCUCCACUCCCCAUCUGUGGUGUCUGACUAGAUAGAAGCCCUGUAGGAGAAUGGCAACUCACAGAAACUCUAGUUUUCUCAUCAACCUCUCCCACCACCCACGAUGGACACAAAAUCCCUCAAUGAGGGAGAGAAGGAGACAAAGAAGGACAGAGGAUACAGACCCAUUGAACAGUACAACCCCCACAUCUAAAUCUGCAGUGCUACGCUCCAGAAGCUGGUGGGGCAACUGGCUUAUGUUGCCCCUGCUGAUGGCCACCUAUCUACCGUGUGAGGCCUGGGGCGCCACUUUCACUGUGGCCGUAGUUGGGCCCUGGACAUGUGACCCUAUGUACUCCAAAGCCCUCCCUGACCUGGCUGCCCGCCUGGCCACCGCCCGCCUCAACAAGGACCCCUACACUAAGAAAGGCUACUGGUACGACUAUACUCUGGUCAAUGAGGACUGUAAAACAUCCCGCGCUCUGGCCCGCUUCACCUCUCUGGAAGGAUAUGGCUCAGCUUUUCUCGGCCCUACUAACCCAGGCUACUGCUCUUCGGCUGCCCUGUUUGCGAAAAACUGGAAUAAGCCCCUUUUUUCCUGGGGCUGCCUGAAACCCAACAUGGAGGAUGGACAGUAUCCCACCUUUCAUCGGCCACUGCCUCUGUCCUCCCGGGUUCUGUUUUCUAUGCUGCGGUACUUCCGCUGGGCCCACGUAGUCAUUGUGACGUCAGAGGAUGACCUGUGGGAGGCUACGGGACACGAACUGGCGGCCUCUCUGAGGGCCCUGGGCCUGCCGGUCAGCACUGUGGUCACCAUGGAGCCUGACAAAGAUGGGCCCACAAAAGCCUUGAAAAGGAUACGGGAGUUAGACCGUGUCAGAGUGGUCAUUAUGUGUAUGCACUCAGCUUUGAUCGGUGGUGUGGCCCAGUAUCAGCUCCUAACCUCUGCCUUGAAUAUACACAUGAUAGAUCGAGGCUACGUUUUUAUCCCCUACGACACCCUCACAUACUCACUGCCCAAGGGCACAAACUUUAAUACCCUGACCAAUGACAGCUUGUUGAGAAAAGCCUACGACGCAGUUCUCACAAUCACCAUGGAUUCUGGCGAGAAUACUUUCUAUCAGCGCUUCAAAGAUGCUCAGGAGAAAUUUGAGAUCCGCACCAGCACUCCACCAGAGCAGGUGUCUCCAUUUUUCGGCACCAUCUACAACAUGAUAUAUUACAUGGCCUAUGCAGUAGAGAAGAGUCGGAUGGCAGCGGGGCGCUGGGUGGAUGGGGAAACCAUGCUCGAGAGCGAUGGAGGAGUCAAAUUUGAGGGCUUCAACCAGCACAUCUCAUCCGACAAAGAUGGGUUGGGGAUGCUGGCUCGCUACGUGGUCCUGGACUCAGACGGGGGAGACAAACUCUACAUGACACACACUCUGGAGGCCCCCCACACCCUUGGCAAAUUUGGGGCGGUCAAGUACAAUGGGCGCUCCAUCCACUUUGCAGGCAGUAGCCCCAGCACAGACUCCCGUUGCUGGUUCAGUCCAUACAUCACCUGCGGUGGGGGAAUGGAUGCGGGUACUAUUCUCUUUCUGUUUGUCCUGUUCUGUGGGUUGGUUGGAGGUGGAGCUGCCUUCUAUAUGAAGAGAGGUGGCCAGAUUGGAAUCAGCUUUGGAGGAUCAGGGGAAGGAGAAGGGUCCUUAAAAGUAGUCUUGAAUCUGAAUGACCUGAUUUUCAUCAAUACCCAGACCAGCACAAGGAAGCUGAAUGAGGACAGUAUGAUGAAGAGUCAGCUGGAUGUGAAGACGCCUCGCCACUCAGUGUCAGGACGCAGCUACUUUGCCUCCACCCCUGACAGCUCCAACGUCGCCGUCUUCAAGGGUGACUGGGUGUGGUUGAAGAGAUGUCCCAAUGGAAACACUGUGUCUAGUGUCAGUAAUAGCACAAAAACUAUUUUCACAAAGCUCAGGGACAUGCGGCAUGAGAAUCUCAACCUGUUCCUAGGCCUGUUCCUAGACUCAGGGAUAUUUGGUAUUGUGACAGAGCACUGUACCAGGGGCAGCUUGGAGGACCUUCUCAACAACGAGGAAAUGCGUCUCGACUGGAUGUUCAAGUCCUCCCUGUUGAUGGAUCUGAUCAGGGGAAUGAAGUACCUGCACAACCGGGAUGUCAUCCACGGGCGCCUGAAGUCCCGAAACUGUGUGGUGGACGGACGCUUUGUGCUAAAGGUGACUGAGUACGGCUUCAACGAGAUCGUAUCCACCCAGAGCAUCAACUUUGACAAAGGCAGGCCUGAGGAUCAGCUGUGGGUGGCUCCAGAGCUGCUAAGGAACUCCAAGCUGAUGAAGAGGGGAACGUUCCAAGGAGACGUCUACAGCUUCGCCAUCAUUAUGCAGGAGGUCAUCGCCCGCUGUGCUCCCUUCUGCAUGCUGGACAUGCCUCCCAAGGAGAUCCUCAGUAAGUUGAUAUCCCCCCCACCACUGUGUCGGCCCACUGUGUCAGUGGAUGAGGCUCCACUAGAGGUGAUCCAGGUCAUGAAACAGGCCUGGAGUGAGGAGCCAGACAAGAGACCCACCUUCGAGGAGAUAUUCAAACAGUUCAAGAGUAUAACCAAGGGGAAGAAGACCAACAUCAUAGACUCAAUGCUGCGUAUGUUGGAGCAGUACUCUACUAACCUCGAGGACCUGAUUCGGGAGAGGACAGAGGAGCUGGAGGUGGAGAGGAAAAAGACUGAUCAGCUGUUGGCCCAGAUGUUGCCCAGGUCUGUGUGCCUGGCCCUGAAGACGGGCAAGCCUGUGAAACCAGAGCACUUCUCUGAGGUCACUCUGUACUUCAGUGACAUUGUGGGCUUCACUACCAUCUCUGCACUCAGCGAGCCCAUUGAAGUGGUAGAUUUACUCAAUGAUCUCUACACACUCUUUGAUGCCAUCAUCGGGCAGCAUGAUGUCUACAAGGUGGAGACCAUCGGAGAUGCCUACAUGGUAGCCUCUGGAGUUCCAAACCGGAACGGUAGACGCCACGCAGCUGAGAUGUCCAACAUGUCCCUGGACAUCCUGCACUGUAUUGGAACCUUCAAGAUGAGGCACAUGCCUGAUGUCAAGGUCAAGAUUCGCAUCGGCCUUCACUCUGGCCCUGUGGUGGCAGGAGUGGUGGGUCUGACGAUGCCUCGGUACUGUCUAUUCGGAGACACUGUCAACACGGCUUCUCGAAUGGAGUCAACAGGGUUGCCUUACAGAAUCCAUGUCAACCAGAGCACAGUCGAUAUCCUACAUGAACUGAAAAUGGGCUACAAAAUAGACACCAGGGGCAUGACAGAGCUGAAGGGGAAGGGAAUUGAAAACACAUUCUGGUUGGUUGGGAGAGCUGGGUUCGACAAGAUUCUCCCAAGACCGCCUGACCUUACUCCAGGGGCAAGUAACCAUGGCAUCAGUUUGGAAGAGAUUCCUCCAGAUAGGAAACAGAAAUUCCUUGACCGGCAGGCGAGGAAUAAGUAGCCUGUAAGAUUGUGUUGCCCAGUCCUCCUACCUGUUGGAGUGAAAGACCAGAUAGGUGAAUUGACCAGGUUGGUUGAGAGGAUGGGUUAGGGGUGUGUCUGACAGACCGUCUGUCGCAUCACCCCAUGUGUCCUGUCGAGUGCUGAUCCACAUUGCACAAAUAAGCCAAAGUCGGAGAGACACUGUCUGUCUUUAACACAAUACAUUUGUUUGCACAGAGCAAAGAUGAGUUAAAAUAAGAGUAUUUCUUACAUUUAGCAAAUGUGGGAAAUAGGAGGGAUAAAUAAAGGUGUAUUACAAUUAUGCACAAAAUACCAAAUAUAUUGAUUUAGGAGUCACUGUAGAAUGAAAACAUCACAACACAAACAUGGGAAGAGAUUGGCUCUUUGCUUGAAAUAAACUAUAAAUGACCAUGAUAUUGUGUGUAAUAUACUGUAUGUAUCUCUACGGUCUCUUUUGCUUUGUAGAAAUAUUUGACAGAGUAUAGAAAAGUGUUCAUACUCCACUAUAUAACAAGGGUAUAUUUAAGCAAUAAGGCAUGAGAGGGUGUGGUAUAUGACCAAUAAACCACUGCUAAGGGCUGUUCUUCAGCACGACGCAACGCAGAGUGGCUGGAUACAACCCUUAGCCAUGGUAUUUUGGCCAUAUACCACAAACCCCAGAGGUGCCUUAUUGCUAUCAUAAACUGGUUACCAAUGUAAUUAGAGGAAUAAAAAUAAAAGUUGUGGUAUACGAUCUGAUAUACCACGGCUGUCAGCCAAUCAGCAUUCAGGGUUCGAACCACCCAGUUUAUAAUAAAAUGUAGCACAUGCUCUAUUUCAAAUGUGGUACUGUAAUCUCUCUCAAUGAUACAUUCAUCUUAGAAGUAAUGUAUUUCCUUCCUUGUGGAAGAAUCUGGUCCAAUGCGUUUUUUAAAUGUCCUUAUUGUCAUGCUUCAAUAAUUAACGCCUUCUGAUUGUUUGAAUGAUAUUUGAAAAUUAUCAACCCAUUAGAAAAUAUUCAUUUAUAUUUUUUCAAACAUUUGCCAGCUGGAACAUUAAUUGAAUAAUUUUCACAUAAAAUAAAUGUAUUGCAAAAUCACUGUUCCCAAAAUGAAGCUUCACGUAAACAGAUUAUUAGUAAAAACGUUCACUCAUACAUUUAUCUCUAUAGAGAUACAACUAUUUCUAUGCCCCUCUCUUUAAAAUCAUGCUUCAUUCAUGUUAUUACUG
Oncorhynchus keta (chum salmon) is the source of this 4845-nucleotide messenger RNA. Its product is annotated as retinal guanylyl cyclase 2-like. Gene Ontology annotation, molecular function: guanylate cyclase activity; ATP binding; peptide receptor activity. The transcript has 19 exons. The record is from RefSeq and is a predicted model, not a curated record. NCBI's taxonomy places the organism in Eukaryota, Metazoa, Chordata, Actinopteri, Salmoniformes, Salmonidae. Gene Ontology annotation, biological process: receptor guanylyl cyclase signaling pathway; protein phosphorylation; cGMP biosynthetic process. The coding region runs from base 227 to 3634 and encodes 1135 amino acids.